ACCCCGGGCCGCCCCGGGAAGGAUGGAGCUGAUGCUCAGGAACGCCUCCGAGUGCUCCAACUGCACCCACGCCCUGGGGGCCGCACCCUUGCCCCCCUUGAGCGUCCCGAAGGCCGUCCUCCUGGGCGUGAUCCUGGGGGGCCUGAUCCUCUUCGGGGUCCUGGGGAACAUCCUGGUGAUCCUGUCGGUGGCCUGCCACCGGCACCUGCAGAGCGUCACCCACUACUACAUCGCCAACCUGGCCGUGGCAGACCUGCUUCUCACGUCCACUGUGCUGCCCUUCUCGGCCAUCUUCGAGAUCCUGGGCUACUGGGCCUUUGGGCGCGUCUUCUGCACCAUCUGGGCGGCGGUAGAUGUGCUCUGCUGCACCGCCUCCAUCAUGGGCCUGUGCGUCAUCUCCGUGGACCGCUACAUCGGGGUGAGCUACCCGCUGCGCUACCCGACCAUCGUGACGGAGCGGCGGGGCCUGCUGGCGCUGCUCAGCGUCUGGGCCCUGGCCCUGGUCAUCUCCAUCUGCCCGCUGUUCGGCUGGAGGCAGCCGGCCCCCAAGGAUGAGACCAUCUGCCAGAUCAACGAGGACCCGGGCUAUGUGCUCUUCUCGGCCCUGGGCUCCUUCUACGUGCCGCUGGCCAUCAUCCUGGCCAUGUACUGCCGUGUCUACGUGGUAGCCAGGAGGGAGAGCAGGGGCCUCCGUGCCGGCCUGAAGACGGACAAAUCCGACUCGGAGCAGGUCACCCUCCGGAUCCACCGCAGAAACGCGCCUGAGGCCCAGGGCCCCGGCUCCAAGGGCAAGGCCCACUUCUCCCUGCGCCUCCUCAAGUUCUCCCGUGAGAAGAAAGCGGCCAAGACCCUGGGCAUAGUCGUGGGCUGCUUCGUCCUCUGCUGGCUCCCCUUCUUCUUGGUGAUGCCCAUCGGAUCUUUCUUCCCCGACCACAAGCCCUCGGACACCGUUUUUAAAAUAGCCUUUUGGCUGGGCUAUUUAAACAGCUGCAUCAACCCCAUCAUCUACCCGUGCUCCAGUCAAGAGUUCAAAAAAGCGUUUCAGAACGUGCUGAGAGCACAGUGCCUGCGGCGGAGGAAGUCCGGCAAGCAGGCGCUGGGCUACACGCUCACCCCACCCAACCGCCGUGCCGCGGACGAGAAGCAGAAGGACAUGGUGCGCAUCCCCGUGGGCUCGGGAGAGACCUUCUACGAGAUCUCCAGGACCUCGGGGCCCUGCCAGUGGAAACUCUUCUCUCCGCUGCCCGCCCGCUCUGCCCGCAGGUCAGCCCGCAGGUCGGCCCAGUCGGCCCGCGGCGCCGGCUCGCAGGAUGGGCCCGACUGCACAGUCGCCCGUGUGAGGAGUAAGAGCUUCCUACGGGCCUGCUGCUGCAUUGGGCCCUCGGCCGGCCCCGGCCCGCCCACCCGCCAGCUGCCCGCACUCAAGAUCCACACCAUCUCCUUGGGCCAGAGCGGGGAGGAGGUGUAGCCUCCGGGGUGGCCCGACAGGCCUGACCACAGGCUGGACAUCGGGCCCGAUGUCAGGUCCACCUGGCCCUCCGCCCUCGACAACCGGCUGACUACGGCCUGCUGAGGCGGUGGGAGAGGGGGUGGUGACUGGCUGACACGGAGGCCAACGUCACUUCCUCAGCCCAGACAGAGCCCUCCGUGGCACUCCUCAUUCUCCUCCUCCUCCUCCUCCUCCUCCUCAGGCCCCUCGUUUUCCCUGUUUGAUCAUUCCAUCGAAAAAUGCCAUGGGAAACAAAAUCCGUAGCCAGCCCAAAAGACUAUAAAU
Tachyglossus aculeatus (Australian echidna) is the source of this 1774-nucleotide messenger RNA. RefSeq names its product adrenoceptor alpha 1A (gene ADRA1A). Gene Ontology annotation, molecular function: alpha1-adrenergic receptor activity. Lineage: Eukaryota; Metazoa; Chordata; Mammalia; Monotremata; Tachyglossidae. Gene Ontology annotation, cellular component: membrane. The record is from RefSeq and is a predicted model, not a curated record. Gene Ontology annotation, biological process: positive regulation of cytosolic calcium ion concentration; adenylate cyclase-activating adrenergic receptor signaling pathway; regulation of vasoconstriction. The coding region runs from base 23 to 1468 and encodes 481 amino acids. The transcript has 2 exons.